UUUUCACUUUAAUUUGGGUAUGUAUUAUAACUUAUAGCAGAAAAAACGUAAAUAAGCAGGCAUGUUGUUUAUUUCGUGACAUUUAAUGGAUCUAUUGGAAUUUAUCGAUAAUUAACAAUUAGUUUAAUUUUUAUUCAAGUUAAAAGUUUAUUUAUUGAUUAAUUUAAUGUAUAAAUUGUUCAAAUUGUUGUCCUCUGUGAAGAAAAUAUGAUUCAGCGCGCCGCAUGAAUUCUUUAUUUGUUGCAGCAGUAAUUUCUUCAUCAGUCAGUUGAUUGCAAUGAUAUUUAUAAUAUUUUAAAUAUUGGAAUAUAUUCGUUUCUAUAGAAACGUAAUCUAAUAUUUAUCGUAUUUUAUCAAGCACUAUAAAAUUAAACAUUAGGCACCUCCCUUAAAGUAAACGUUUAUCUUUAUGACAAUUUGAUACAAAAUUAAAUACGAUGAAAUGAACAUGAAAUGUUUACUUAUACAAACUGAUCAUUUCGAUAUUUUUUAUCGUCCAAACACGUAUGUUACUCCGUGAUCAGUAUGAAUCAUUCUGAAAAAGUUGUUAUGUUAUUUAUUUAUUGGGAGUGUCAAAAAAAUGCCCGUCGUGCAGCACAAACUUAUGCUCAUCGUUUCCCAAAUAGAGAACAUCCUGCCCAUAGUUUUAUUCAUAACUUAGAAAGGAAUUUUAUAACCUAUGGUUCAUUUUCUAAAAGGGUAGACAAUCAACAACGAAGACGAAGUGAUGCUUUAGGGGAAGAGUUUGAGGAACAACUAUUAACCUAUGUUAGAGUAAAUCCCAGAGCUUCUACACGGCACGUUAGCAGAGAGUUAGGAAUAUAUCAUACCGCAGUUUGUAUUAGUUUGUAUAGUUUGUAAGAUAUUAAAAAAAUAUAAAAUGCAUCCAUAUCGACCUGAUUUAGUUCAGAAUUUACGUCAGAGUGAUGCAGAUCGUAAACUUAAUUUUGUUGCGUGAUUUAUGACCGCUAUAGAUUAAAAUCCAUUUAUUUUAAAUUCAAUAUUAUGGACCGAUGAAUCUAAGUUUACUAAUAAUCAGUGCUCGACAUGAAGGGGGACGGAGUACCCCAACUAAUUUUCAGAAAUUUUAACGUCCUCCUACUAUUAUUACGCUAUAAUCAUAAC
Molecule: messenger RNA, 1125 nt
Organism: Sipha flava (yellow sugarcane aphid)
Lineage: Eukaryota; Metazoa; Arthropoda; Insecta; Hemiptera; Aphididae
Exons: 2
Coding region: 526-861 (111 amino acids)
Source: RefSeq, a predicted model, not a curated record